Fomitopsis serialis is the source of this 855-nucleotide messenger RNA. RefSeq lists its product as uncharacterized. Bases 1 to 855 code for a protein of 284 amino acids. The transcript has 4 exons. The record is from RefSeq and is a predicted model, not a curated record. Lineage: Eukaryota; Fungi; Basidiomycota; Agaricomycetes; Polyporales; Fomitopsidaceae.
AUGUCGUUCGACGAUCGCGAGUUCAUCAGUCAGAUAGCCCCGUCUACAAGCACAGCUGCCAAGGUGGAGGGCUGGGAGGAUAUCUCUUUGCCACCUGGCGAGGAGUCCAUGUUCCUCAGUCACGAAGGGGGCGAGAGCGAGCUGAUCAACAAUAUCUUCUUGGAAGACCAAUCAAGCAAGCGAAAGGACGGACGCGGCUGGCGCGAUCGAGUCCACAUCCGCAACCACGACUGGAUGGCCCAACGGGAGGAGCUUAUCCGCGCGUAUCUGGAGUACCGAGCUGGUAGGGAGCCAAUGGAGAGCGAGGAGCUGGAGCAGUGGGAAUUCGUCAUGGUGGACUUCUUUAGCAUGCGUUACCGGUCUAUUUGCCCUGCAGCGCCGACAGACCACAUCAACCCCACUCUCCUUCGUCACGGCUACAUCGGAUCGGCACCAUUGCGGCCAUCGGUCGCCGUGUCUCUCGAUGUUCUCGAGGCGUAUCGGCAGCAGCAUCGUGUGUGCCCGAGGUUCGGUCUUCAAGCACAGGUCAAGGCAUUGUGUUAUCUGCACCAGGUUCCUUUCAAUCGCUCUCUUGUCGAACAGUUGAACGUCGUGUUUGACGUCUACCUCGAGAUCUUGCACGGCGUCGACAUGCUUGUCAACAAUGCACUCGGCCGCAACACGCCCAACUGGCGCAUGCUCAAUGUGUGCGCCCCGUGUCUGUAUGCCCUCGAAGGAGAAGAAUCCCUGAAGCCGAAGCUCCUUGCAUGCAUGGAUGGCAACCAGUCGCUGAAGCUGGUUGACGAAACAUUCUGGGCUGGAACCGCACACCUUGAUCAUCGAACGGCGCGGACGGACAUAUGGAGAGCCUACUGA